GUGUCGCUGAAGGGGACGUGAACCAGCCAGCUAGUGGUGGCGAAGUGAUCGUGCCCUGACACUGCUACUGCUGGUGGUGGCGGUGACGUGGCACGGUGCUGCACUGCCCCCCUACUGAACCCACCUAAGUCAUGCUGUUAUUCAGACGUGUUUUACACCGCGUUAAGUGGUUUUUGGAGUUGACGUAAACUUCGAACAGCAAACAUGAGAAGUUAUGGCCCCACGACUCUCAGAAAGUCUCAGAGUGUGACGCACUUCUUCCACAGUAGAAUAAUUUUACUUUGAAUUCUGACCAACUAAUAUUCUUUACCUAACUCAUAACUAUACAGUAUAUACAUAUAUAAUAUACCCAAUAUAUAAAGUUUAGAAAAUUCUUUCACCGCAAUAGAUGGUCACUUAUGAAGUGUGUUAAACAGCGAGUACAUUAAGUGUGAACAGAAAAUACUUGUCAACGAGGCAGCAACACCAUGAUCCAGCACCUGGUGGUGCUGCUGCUGUGGGGGGCCUCGGGCGUCCUCACUACUGAAGAAGCACCACUGGUGGCUGUAUACGCUGUGCGGGGACAGACUACUCGACUACCGUGUAACUUGACUUCAGCCCCUGAGGAGCCUGUUAUACUGGUCCUCUGGUACAAGAAUGGCACAAAGACCCCGGUGUUCAGCGUGGACUUACGACACCAGCAGAAGGGGAGUGGGAGCACCAGGGCCUCAGAUUUCUUCCAGGGUCGCGGGAGGAUUGACCAGGAGCAGCGGUGGUGGAGCUGGGCGCUGGUGGUGAGGGAGGUGCAGUUUAGCGACCAGGGCGAAUACCGCUGUCGCCUUGACUUCCAACAAUUUUGGGGUAAUGUAGAGUAG
Molecule: messenger RNA, 854 nt
Organism: Homarus americanus (American lobster)
Lineage: Eukaryota; Metazoa; Arthropoda; Malacostraca; Decapoda; Nephropidae
Exons: 4
Coding region: 468-854 (128 amino acids)
Source: RefSeq, a predicted model, not a curated record